GCAUUUUAAAGUACGUUUUCUUAAUUGGAAACAAAUCAAACGCGAAAUGCAAAAUCUGUAAAUAAUACACAAGAAAAAGAAAACCGUAUUUUUAAGUGAAAAAGUGAAAAGUCUAUAGUGCAAUUAUGUUUCUGCCCGAAACCGCCACCUUCUGCAUCACCCUGCUGGUCUAUGGAGCCAUCCUCCUGCUCCUGAUUUACUAUGUUUUGACGCUGGCGGAUCUGGAGUGCGACUAUCUGAAUGCCCAGGAAUGCUGCCGGCGCCUCAACUUCUGGGUAAUACCCAAAUUCGGAUCCCACGCCCUGCUCUGCAUCCUGCUGCUCCUCGGAGGCCACUGGCUGAUGUUUCUGGCCAACCUGCCGAUGGUCAUUUGGCUGUUCUACGAGCUCCAUCGCCAGCGACGCGAUAGCCUGGGAGUCUACGAUCCGGUGGACAUCCACAGUCGGGGACUGCUGAAGGUUCACCUGAGGAAUUGUAUGAUUUACCUGGGCUACUACUUCGUCAUGUUCUUCGUGGCUUUGUACUGCCUCAUUUCAUCGCUGAUCAAGGGGGAUCCCAUCAAGCGUUACGAGGACGACGAAAUAGUCACGGAUUUCUGAAGUUUAGCCAAAUAAGCCUGCAUCCCAGGGGCUUCCAGCGUAUUCCUUUAACCCAGACCAAACUACAAUAGUUUCUACUUCGCCUGAAAGCAAGAGAGACUCGCAUUCGACAUGUUUCCUUAUAAACUUUCGCAGAAUUUGAUAGA
Molecule: messenger RNA, 745 nt
Organism: Drosophila takahashii
Lineage: Eukaryota; Metazoa; Arthropoda; Insecta; Diptera; Drosophilidae
Gene: cnir
Product: cornichon-like protein
Biological process (GO): endoplasmic reticulum to Golgi vesicle-mediated transport
Cellular component (GO): endoplasmic reticulum membrane; COPII-coated ER to Golgi transport vesicle
Source: RefSeq, a predicted model, not a curated record